Messenger RNA from Effrenium voratum, 1101 nucleotides. The record is from the annotation of a GenBank genome assembly. NCBI's taxonomy places the organism in Eukaryota, Dinophyceae, Suessiales, Symbiodiniaceae.
AUGGAUUCGGAGCCACCGAAGAAGAAGCGGCAAGCGCGGGAGUUCGAUUGGUCCAAGGCGAGCUUUUCCCACUUUGUCCUCAAGCUGGCCUACGUGGGCACCAACUACCACGGCCUGGCCUGGCAGGAGCCGCAGAUUUGCCCCACCGUGGAGGCGGCGCUUUUCGAGGCGCUGCUGAAGACGCGGCUGAUCCAGGACCGCCAGAGCUGCAACUUCUCGCGCUGCGGGCGCACGGACAAGGGCGUGCAUGCCGCUGGCAAUUACAUCGCCCUGAACUUGCGCUUGAAACCCGACGGGGAGGGCUUUGACUAUCCCAGCAUCCUCAACGGCGUGCUGCCGCCAGAUAUCCGGAUCUUGGCGGCGGCCAGAGCGCCUGAGGGCUUCGACGCUCGCUUCAGCUGCCUCUACCGCGCCUACCAGUACUACUUCCCCUACGCCGGGGAGGAUCUGGAGCGGAUGCAGGAGGCCGCCAGCCACUUUGUGGGCGAGCACGACUUCCGGAACUUCUGCAAGAUGGACGUGGAGAACAUCUCCAACUUCCGUCGCCGGGUCUUGUCGGUGUCCGUGCGCCACUUCGAGGAGGGCGUGGCGGAGUUCGCGGUGACGGGCGUGGCCUUCUUGUGGCACCAGGUGCGGUGCAUGGCGGCCGUGCUGCUGCUGGUGGGCAAAGGCCUCGAGGGCCCGGAGCUGGUUUCGGCGCUGCUGGACGUGGAGAGGCGGCCGCGGAAGCCCUUGUACGACUUGGCGGAUGAGUCUGGCUUGGUGCUGCGGGACUGCGGGUUCCACGAGGUGCCUUUCGCCCCCAGCUGGCCGCCCCCGAAUGCAGGUUCGCCUGGCCUCAGCGUGCCCUGCAGCAGUGCGGAGGACCCCUUCCGCGCGAUGCUGGAGCGGCACCGGCGCCUGGGCGCGGUGAUGCGCUGCCUCGCGGAAGGCGCCGAGGGCCCCGGCGCGGAGGGCGGGGCGAAGGUGGCGAAGGCGAAGCGCCACGUGCCGCUGCUGGAGCGCAGCCUCUGCCCCUCGCUCGAAGAGAAGCAGCAGGCGCUGGAAGCCAAGCGCCGGCGGCAGGCACCGGUCGAGUCGGCGGAGGGCGACGAAAGGUGA